Molecule: messenger RNA, 1620 nt
Organism: Coffea eugenioides
Lineage: Eukaryota; Viridiplantae; Streptophyta; Magnoliopsida; Gentianales; Rubiaceae
Exons: 2
Coding region: 1-1620 (539 amino acids)
Biological process (GO): DNA integration
Molecular function (GO): nucleic acid binding; RNA-DNA hybrid ribonuclease activity
Source: RefSeq, a predicted model, not a curated record
AUGCUAAACCCCAAAAAAUAUAUCUUUGGGGUCACCUCGGGAAAAUUUUUGGGCUACCUCGUCUCCCGACGAGAUAUAGAGGCAAAUCCUGAUAAGGUGAGAGCGAUCCAGGAGAUAUCUCCACCUCGGUAUAUCCGCGACGUGCAGAGGCUUACGGGGCGGUUGGCAGCCCUGAACCGGUUUCUGUCACAGUCAGCCUCCAAGAUUUUACCCUUCUUCAAGGUUCUCAAGAAGGCCGACAGCUUCUCCUGGACUGGGGAAUGUCAACAGGCCUUUGAGCAACUAAAGAGAUACCUUCAUCACCUCCCAACACUCACUUUGCCUCGGCCAGGGGACAAGCUGUUCUUGUACCUGUCUGCUGCUGCCGAGGCAGUAAGUGUUGUGCUGAUAAGGGAGGAGGGGGCCAUCGAAUUGGGGGAGUACGACUUGUCUUAUGAACCUCGUACAGCAAUCAAGGCCCAGGCUCUCGCAGACUUUUUAGCCGAGCUCACUUUUGAUGAGGCAAAUAAGAGUACCUCGGCUAAAACCUCGGCCACGGCCGAACCUCAACGGUGGAUCCUUCAUGUGGAUGGCUCGUCUAACAGUGAGGGUAGUGGAGCGGGUUUGCUCCUCGAAGACCCCCAGGGAGAGGUGUGCUCAUAUGCCUUAAGGUUUGAUUUCGCUGCCUCCAAUAACGAAGCCGAAUAUGAGGCAGUCAUUGCCGGACUCCAGCUAGCCCGCAAGCUCGGCGCCGGGCACAUCUUGGUUUACAGUGACUCCCAACUCGUUGUGUGCCAGAUAUUGGGUGAAUAUGAGGCCAGAGAGGAGGUCAUGCAUCGCUACCUCUCCAAGGUCCACCAGUUGGUCGCACACUUCGAGUCUUUUGAAAUCCAAAAGAUACCACGAUCUCAGAACAAACGAGCUGACGCCCUCUCUCGACUCGCCUCCACCUCGUUUUCUGACUUGAACAGGUCGGUACUUGUAGAAGUCUUAGCCGAGCCAGGGUACAUAGAAGAAGUGGUGUGCCCCGUUUACCUUGGUGAUACCUGGAUGGGCCCCUUGAUCCGAUUUCUCAGUCGGAGGGAGCUCCCUGAUGACCGAGCUGAAUCAAGAAAGCUUCAGCGCAAAGCAGCUAGGUAUGCCCUUCGACAAAAUCUGUUGUAUAAAAGAUCCUACCUCGGCCCAUGGCUACGGUGUAUCACACCCGAAAAAGGCCAAAGAGUUCUCCAAGAUAUACACGACGGACUCUGUGGUGCUCACGUCGGCCAUAGGAUGCUCGUCAAAAAAGCUUUGUUGCUAGGGUAUUUCUGGCCCACCAUGAGGGUAGAUGCCCAAAUCCUGGUCCUUAGCUGUCCUGCUUGCCAACACCAUGCCCCUGAGCACCACCAGCCGACCAAUCUCAUGAUACCCAUCACCUUGCCAUGGCCGUUCGAACAAUGGGGGACUGAUAUAAUCGGCCCAUUCUCCAGAGCCCCAGGCAAUUUUGCGUACGUGGUGGUGGCAAUAGACUACUUCACCAAAUGGGUUGAGGCCGAGCCUUUAAGAAGUAUCACCGGAGCAGCAAUUCAAAAGUUCUUCUGGAAGAGCGUGGUUUGCCGCUUCGGCCUGCCUCGGGUGGUCAUCUCGGAUAACGGCAAGUAG